CAGAAUAUGCAAUAAUGCGCUACGCACACCAGCAAAUACUCAGGACCUCCAUGUCGUGUUUGCUGAGACUCAUUCUGUUCGAUAUUUGCCUGGCCUUUUUUGCCCAAGAAGUGAAAGCUGGUUGAAUCCCGCAGCCCUAGCCCUCGAUUGGCAGAAUGGCCCGCCGACCUGCGAUCUUCGUUCUGGCCGCCGCCGCAUGCGUUUGGCUCUUCUCCGCAAGCAUCUCCAGCCCUGAGCAGGAGGUCUUCGUUGUCCAGACCCCUGCCCUGCGUGGCCAGGGUGCCUUCACUGGCGGCACCGUGGAGAUCUCUGCAGUUGACUCCCCUGUGGUGUUGAAGGCCCUGCCUGAGCCACGCCCCAACGAUGCCAUGCUGCCAGUCGAGCUGAACCGAACCUCCUUGUACUGGGGCUUGCUGCUGAUCUGCAUCCUCUCGGUCCUCUUCUCCAGCUACUUCUUCAACUGAGCCGCGAUCCCUUUUAAAGAUCUUUUUGAGCUUGACAUGUCUGCAGGUUCAGUGCGAGCGUCUCGCUGACUGCGGAAAGAGACGGAAGCCUCUCAGAGGAUCGCGAGCGAAAAUGAAA
Molecule: messenger RNA, 582 nt
Organism: Cladocopium goreaui
Lineage: Eukaryota; Dinophyceae; Suessiales; Symbiodiniaceae
Source: the annotation of a GenBank genome assembly